This is a messenger RNA of Verruconis gallopava, 618 nucleotides long. RefSeq lists its product as uncharacterized. The record is from RefSeq and is a predicted model, not a curated record. Bases 1 to 618 code for a protein of 205 amino acids. NCBI's taxonomy places the organism in Eukaryota, Fungi, Ascomycota, Dothideomycetes, Venturiales, Sympoventuriaceae. The transcript has 2 exons.
AUGUCUCCACAAUCGCAGUGGAAUCUUUUGAGUCAUAUGAAGAGUCUCCAUCUGAUAAAUGCCGCAAGAAUGACUGUUCAUCCUGCGGCAUAUAAAGCAGAAGUGCAUGAUUGGUGCGUUAUGGAGGUCGCGACUCAAAGGACAGUUACAUUGCUGGAGAAACAUAGAGUAUUUGGAAUCAAAAUCACUCAAGUCGCUCUCAAGUUCUUGCGGCAUCAGCAAGAUGUACCAUCGCCUCCAUAUUUCGAAGGCUGGGAGAUCCAUCUUUGCCCAAGUCCUAGGUGGGUCCAUGGUUUCCUCUUCCCACAUCAACGAUGGGCCUUGAAGCAUCACUUUUCAAGAGGACGAUACCUGAUCUCUCUAUCCAACACUCCCUUUCCGCUGUAUAUGCUAUCAUUCACGCAAAAGAAGCAAAGCGGAGAGCGCUCCGAGGAGGCUCCGGCCACCAAGGACACCGCCUCCGACGUGUCCGUCCGCUCUAUUUUCAGAGAUUUUGAUGGAGAAUGGGCCUGCCUUGGCCCAAAACCUGCGGCGUUCGAGGACGAGUGGAAAUACUACAUCGUCCUGGGAGAGGCGAAGGCGAAGCUCCCAGCGCACCUGAAAGUUGGGCGUCGCUGA